Plodia interpunctella (Indianmeal moth) is the source of this 600-nucleotide messenger RNA. RefSeq lists its product as uncharacterized. Lineage: Eukaryota; Metazoa; Arthropoda; Insecta; Lepidoptera; Pyralidae. The coding region runs from base 19 to 543 and encodes 174 amino acids. The record is from RefSeq and is a predicted model, not a curated record. The transcript is spliced from 3 exons.
UAGUAUGUGCAAGUUGCAAUGUAUCAGUACAGGAAAAUAUUCGGAGCAAGAACACGGUCCGACAUGUCAUCAUCCAAGACGAUGUUCUGUGACCUUUGCGUCGUCCUGCUGUUCGGACUCACUAGCAUUUUAGCCGAAGAUAAAACAGUCAAUGUGCCAGUCGACGAAGGGCCCAAAGGGAACUGCUCCUGUGGCGGCUUCUCGACCAUGACGCCAGAUCCAGACAGCAAGCCCGUGCUCUCGCAGACACCAGGCUUGGUCAUCAGUUGCAACUCCGAAGGGCAGGCCACGUGCAAAAGCCUGUGUAACGCAUUGGGCACUGCGACUAAGGCAAAAGGCCCUGAAAUCCUUUGCAAUAAGCUGGUGAAUGCUGAUGAGCUCAAGCUAUCAGCAUUUUACAAAGCGUGCGACAAUCCGUGGGCGUAUGCGGACAUGACAGCGGACGCGGCGCUCUGUUGCGAGAACAGCAAAGUUAAUAAAUGUGCGUCAGCGCCCGCCACCAACGCCACCACGUCCGCGCCCGAAAUCAAGACUGUAGUGUGAACAGCUAGCCCAAUGUAUAGUGCUGUGUAUUGUAUCAAUAAAACAUUGCAUUCUGUU